Molecule: messenger RNA, 687 nt
Organism: Aureococcus anophagefferens
Lineage: Eukaryota; Pelagophyceae; Pelagomonadales; Pelagomonadaceae
Gene: LHC3
Product: putative plastid light harvesting protein isoform 3
Exons: 1
Coding region: 13-636 (207 amino acids)
Biological process (GO): photosynthesis, light harvesting in photosystem I; response to light stimulus
Cellular component (GO): membrane
Source: RefSeq, a predicted model, not a curated record
ACACUCUCGACCAUGAAGCUCGCCCUCGCCCUCACCCUCGCGCCCGUCGCCGCCUUCCAGGCGCCCGCGCCCGCCAAGUCGGCGUCCGCGCUCAGCGCCGCGCCCAUCGAGCAGUGGGCGGGCAACGGCCCCUUCGGCUUCUUCGACCCCCUCGGCCUCUCGAACGGCAUCGAGGAGCAGCGCCUCCAGUUCUACCGCGAGGCCGAGAUCAAGCACGGCCGCGUCGCCAUGCUCGCGUCCGUCGGCUUCCUCUUCCAGGAGCACUUCCACUUCGAGUCCGGCCCCUUCGGCGGCAUCGACUCCCCGUCCUACGUGUCCUUCGAGCAGCCCCCGCUCGCCGGCGGCCUCUGGUUCGGCCUCGCGCUCAUGGCGGGCAACGUCGAGUACCUGUCCGUCGAGACGUUCGAGCCCCUCCUCGAGGGCGGCAUCAUCGCGGAGCAGAACGAGGACAAGCUCUUCCGCAUCAAGGCGGACCACAAGGCCGGCGACCUCGGCUUCGACCCCCUGGGCCUCAAGCCCACGUCCGAGGCCGAGCUCAAGACGAUGGCCAGCAAGGAGCUCAACAACGGCCGCCUCGCGAUGAUCGGCAUGGCCGGCAUGGUCGCGCAGGAGCUCGUCACGCACGCCAAGAUCUGAGCGGUCGACGGCGGCGCGCGCGAAUCCCCUGUGUGAAUAACUCGUGAAUAU